Molecule: messenger RNA, 5919 nt
Organism: Sapajus apella (tufted capuchin)
Lineage: Eukaryota; Metazoa; Chordata; Mammalia; Primates; Cebidae
Gene: POGZ
Product: pogo transposable element derived with ZNF domain
Exons: 16
Coding region: 77-3829 (1250 amino acids)
Biological process (GO): regulation of DNA-templated transcription
Molecular function (GO): RNA polymerase II cis-regulatory region sequence-specific DNA binding; DNA-binding transcription factor activity, RNA polymerase II-specific
Source: RefSeq, a predicted model, not a curated record
CCCCACCCCCUGCUCCCGGGGGUUCCGUUAUCUUUUCGCUCGGCGAAGCGUUCCGAGGCCAGACAAUGAGAGGGGGAUGGGCCGCAUGGCGGACACCGAUCUGUUCAUGGAAUGUGAGGAGGAGGAGUUGGAGCCAUGGCAGAAAAUCAGUGAUGUCAUUGAGGACUCUGUAGUUGAAGAUUAUAAUUCAGUGGAUAAAACUACCACAGUUUCUGUGAGCCAGCAGCCAGUCUCGGCUCCAGUGCCCAUCGCUGCCCAUGCUUCUGUUGCUGGGCACCUCUCUACAUCCACCACCGUUAGUAGCAGCGGGGCACAGAACAGCGACAGUACAAAGAAGACUCUUGUCACACUAAUUGCCAACAACAAUGCUGGCAACCCUCUGGUCCAGCAAGGUGGACAGCCGCUCAUCCUGACCCAGAAUCCAGCCCCAAGUCUGGGCACAAUGGUUACUCAACCAGUAUUGAGGCCUGUUCAGGUCAUGCAGAAUGCCAAUCAUGUGACUAGUUCCCCUGUGGCCUCACAACCAAUAUUUAUCACUACGCAGGGAUUUCCUGUAAGGAAUGUCCGGCCUGUACAAAAUGCAAUGAAUCAGGUUGGGAUUGUGCUGAACGUACAGCAAGGCCAAACGGUUAGACCAAUUACACUAGUCCCAGCCCCAGGUACCCAGUUUGUUAAGCCGACAGUUGGAGUUCCACAAGUGUUCUCUCAGAUGACCCCUGUGAGGCCAGGCUCCACAAUGCCUGUGAGGCCCACCACCAACACCUUCACCACCGUCAUCCCGGCCACUCUCACCAUUCGAAGCACCGUUCCACAGUCCCAGUCCCAGCAGACCAAGUCCACUCCCAGCACUUCUACCACUCCCACUGCCACACAGCCAACCUCACUGGGGCAACUAGCUGUUCAGUCUCCAGGCCAGUCAAACCAGACCACGAAUCCCAAGCUAGUGAGCAUUGCCAGCUUUGUCACUGUGAAGCGACCUGGCGUUACAGGUGAAAAUAGCAAUGAAGUGGCCAAAUUGGUGAAUACCCUUAACACCAUCCCUUCCUUGGGCCAGAGUCCUGGGCCAGUGGUGGUAUCCAACAACAGCUCUGCUCAUGGCUCUCAAAGAACCAGUGGACCUGAAUCUUCAAUGAAAGGUACAAUAACCAAGGGACCUAUGAUUUUACUGACUGUUAAAAAUGAAAAUAAAGGAGUCAGAGAAAGUAAAGAUUGUGAGUCAGCAGGACUUUCGUCUUAUUUUCAAGUGGAUUUAUUGAUUACUUUUCUUCUUACAGCCAAGUGCAAGAUCUGUGAGUGGGCGUUUGAAAGUGAGCCACUAUUUCUCCAGCAUAUGAAGGAUACUCAUAAGCCUGGAGAGAUGCCUUAUGUUUGCCAGGUGUGUCAAUACCGCUCCUCACUCUACUCUGAGGUAGAUGUCCAUUUUCGGAUGAUCCAUGAGGAUACCCGGCAUCUGCUCUGCCCUUAUUGCCUGAAGGUCUUCAAAAAUGGCAAUGCAUUCCAACAGCAUUACAUGAGGCACCAGAAGAGAAAUGUUUAUCACUGCAACAAAUGCCGGCUGCAGUUUCUCUUUGCCAAGGACAAAAUUGAACACAAGCUUCAACACCAUAAAACCUUCCGUAAACCCAAGCAGCUGGAGGGCUUGAAACCAGGCACCAAGGUGACAAUCCGGGCUUCCCGAGGGCAGCCACGAACUGUUCCUGUAUCCUCUAAUGAUACACCUCCCAGCGCCUUGCAGGAGGCAGCACCACUGGCCUCCUCAACGGACCCUCUGCCUGUCUUCCUUUAUCCCCCUGUCCAGCGCAGCAUCCAGAAGAGAGCUGUUAGGAAAAUGAGUGUCAUGGGCCGGCAGACAUGCCUGGAGUGCAGCUUCGAGAUUCCAGACUUCCCUAAUCAUUUCCCUACUUAUGUGCACUGCUCUCUGUGUCGCUAUAGCACCUGCUGCUCUCGAGCUUAUGCCAACCACAUGAUCAACAAUCAUGUUCCACGGAAAAGCCCCAAGUAUUUGGCUUUGUUUAAAAAUUCUGUGAGUGGAAUCAAGCUGGCCUGCACUUCGUGUACCUUUGUUACCUCUGUGGGCGAUGCUAUGGCCAAGCAUUUGGUAUUCAACCCCUCUCACAGAUCCAGCAGCAUCCUGCCACGGGGACUCACUUGGAUAGCUCACUCAAGGCAUGGCCAGGCUCGUGACCGAGUGCACGACCGGAACGUGAAGAAUAUGCACCCGCCUCCUUCCUUCCCCACUAACAAAGCUGCCGCUGUGAAGUCUGCGGGGGCCGCCCCAGCCGAGCCUGAAGAGCCACCAACUCCCUUGGCCCCAGCACUCCCAUCGCCAGCCUCAACUGCGACCCCACCACCAACCCCGACCCACCCCCAGCCUUCAGCCCUUCCACCCUUGGCUACAGAGGGAGCCGAAUGUCUGAAUGUUGAUGAUCAGGACGAAGGGAGCCCAGUCACCCAGGAGCCUGAGCCAGCAUCAGGCGGUGGUGGUAGUGGUGGAGUUGGCAAAAAGGAGCAGCUGUCGGUGAAGAAGCUUCGAGUAGUACUGUUUGCUCUAUGCUGCAAUACAGAACAGGCAGCUGAACACUUCCGAAAUCCCCAGCGACGUAUUCGGCGUUGGCUUCGACGUUUCCAGGCCUCCCAGGGGGAGAAUCUUGAGGGCAAAUAUCUGAGCUUUGAGGCAGAAGAGAAACUGGCUGAGUGGGUGCUAACUCAGCGAGAACAACAGCUACCUGUAAAUGAGGAGACCUUGUUCCAGAAGGCCACCAAGAUAGGACGUUCUUUGGAAGGGGGCUUUAAGAUCUCCUAUGAGUGGGCUGUGCGUUUCAUGCUGCGGCACCACCUGACUCCCCAUGCCCGGCGAGCUGUGGCCCACACCCUACCUAAGGAUGUGGCAGAGAAUGCAGGACUCUUCAUUGAAUUUGUGCAACGGCAGAUUCACAACCAGGACUUACCCUUGUCUAUGAUUGUGGCUAUCGAUGAGAUCUCCUUGUUCCUGGAUACAGAGGUGCUGAGCAGUGAUGACCGAAAGGAGAAUGCCCUGCAGACAGUGGGCACAGGGGAACCUUGGUGUGAUGUAGUCCUGGCCAUUCUGGCAGACGGCACUGUCCUUCCCACCCUGGUUUUCUACAGAGGGCAGAUGGAUCAGCCUGCUAAUGUGCCAGACUCCAUUUUGCUAGAGGCAAAGGAGAGUGGUUACAGUGAUGAUGAGAUCAUGGAGCUGUGGUCAACUCGAGUGUGGCAGAAGCACACAGCUUGCCAGCACAGCAAAGGCAUGCUUGUGAUGGACUGUCAUCGCGCUCACUUGUCAGAAGAGGUGCUGUCUAUGCUUAGUGCCUCUAGCACUUUGCCUGCAGUGGUCCCAGCAGGCUGUAGCUCCAAAAUCCAGCCAUUAGAUGUGUGCAUCAAAAGAACUGUCAAGAACUUCCUGCAUAAAAAGUGGAAGGAGCAGGCUCGGGAAAUGGCAGAUACUGCAUGUGAUUCUGAUGUCCUGCUUCAGCUGGUGCUUGUCUGGCUGGGUGAAGUGCUAGGUGUCAUUGGGGACUGUCCAGAGCUAGUUCAACGCUCCUUCCUGGUGGCUAGUGUUCUUCCUGGCCCUGAUGGCAACAUUAACUCACCUACAAGAAAUGCUGACAUGCAGGAGGAGUUAAUUGCCUCCCUAGAGGAGCAGCUGAAGCUGAGUGGGGAACAUUCUGAGUCUUCCACUCCACGACCCAGAUCAUCUCCUGAAGAGACAAUUGAGCCUGAAAGCCUUCACCAGCUCUUUGAGGGUGAAAGUGAGACCGAGUCUUUCUAUGGCUUUGAAGAAGCUGACCUAGAUCUGAUGGAGAUUUGAGUGUUGGGUCAUGACGGGGUAUGGAGUAGGGGUGGGAACGUGUGAGGGAGGGUAAAGGGGUUUCGGGAAAAGGGGGCAUACAGGUGGGGUAUUUGGUUUAUAUUUUAUAAUUGUACACCACCACUCGCCCCUGAUGUUGACUUACACUUCCCUGUGGAUUUGUUAAUUAGGAAAACCAAUAGUGAUCACGUCUGAGCCAAGGAGCUGGCCCAUUGGUCAUUUACUUCUGCUAAAAACAGGUUUUUGUGACUUUUUUUUUAAAUUUAAAUCACUGUGUUUGGUAUUUUUCUGACAAAAUUAAGAAAAAGAAAAAAAAUUACUUGUGGGCGAAUGUUCAGUUUUUUUGUUUCCCCUUUUACCUCAAUUGUAUCAUAGUACUUCUGGGUUUUUUUGUUUGUUUUACUGUGUGGCCAAUGUCUUUGGGCAUGAUGCUAUCUAAUCAUUGUCAAUGUGAGAACAUUUCUGAAGAUGGGAAAGACAAAUUAUGUAGCUCACAAACUGGUUUAUUAUAUAUAUGGAUAAAAAACUUUUUUCAUUGUGGUCUUAACACUUUUAUAUAAAAAUGAAAAUGGAAAAAAAAAUCCCACUGAACUCUCUCUUCUCCUUUUCUUUCCUUCCCUCUCCAGAGAUGUUGGUUUCUACAGCAACCCUAGGUAGAAAAUUGUGGCUUUAAAAAUGCAUGAAACCACAUUUAAUUAUCCAGAAUGACUAGAUUUGUCUUUUCCUCACCACCUUCCCUCCAAAACAUGACAUAAACAAUAUUUUUUGCACUUGUGAUCCUUAGCCCCUUUCCCCACUCUCACACCAUCCAUCACUCUGGACAAAGGAUCAUACAGGUGGUGUUAACAAGCAAGAAGUACUGAGGGUGAUCAAACAGUUUUAGGGUGGAAGCCAUUCCCAGUUCGUGUUCAUCCUGCAAGCCUCCAGGGGCAGUCCCUGCUUUAUUGUACUUCAUCCUGUCAAAUGGAGAGCAUGCCUAUCUAAGGGAUCACUGGUCCUACAGCCAGGAGCUAAUUGCUCAAGAAGUUAAGUGUUGAACUUUAAAAAGACAAGACCACUUGUUGAAAUCCAGUGUACUCUUUGGCUUUCCCCUAUUUCUCUUAAUGCUUAGAGAAGAAUCUAACAGGAAGAAGCUGCACACAGGGGUGUGCACAAAGAAAAUGACAUGAAUCUUUAUUUUUCACUGCCAGCAUCAAGGAAAGAAAAUUUUUUUCUACAGUUUGCAUGAGGGAUUUUUUUUAUUGUAUGUACUCAUGGUUAUAAACCAAAAUGUACUGUACCAUACAGAGGAAAGGAGCAAAAAAAACAAGUCUUCUGUUUAUCCUGAGGCUUUCAGCAUUGUUCCCCUCCUGUGAGCCAAGGAGGCAACCUGCACAAGCUUGUAAAUGGUUCGUCUUUAAAAUGUACAUAAGUGGAACAUUUAAUAAAAUGAGGGGAAAUGGAUUUAUAAACUUGUUUUUUUUCUAGGUGACCCUGUUUAAUAGGCUUUCACAGACUGGGGGAUGCUCAAGAUGUGAUGGGCCUGGUGGUGCAGGUGUGACAUUUGUUACCACCCAUUUCUCCCACCCCACCCUGCUUUUUUUGUUUUUCGCUCCCCUCCACCCCCCACCCCCCCCAGCACACUAUAAUAUAGUGAACUGGAAAAGUCCCUUCCAGAAGCAGCUUGGCCGGCUUUGUGAAUCCCUGACAUCUGAAAACAACUAAGGAUCCAUCUGGGCUUCUCUUCCCCAGCUUUUUGCCUGAUGCCAUUUUAUUGACAAGACUGUGGACUUUGAAAUCAGCCUUUGCCUUUGAGAAAGUUCAAGAACUAUGAUUUGGUCACUUCUAUCUACAACAACCUAAUCCUACUCUUUGGUAGUCUCUGCAGCAGCCACAGCCUGAGCAGAGCUGGGGUUCCUGUCCUCUGCACAUGAUUGACUUUCUUGAUGGGUAAUUUUUUUUAAGAUCAUAACAGUGGAUCAGCUGGGUUUUGGCCAGGAAGUUGUCUUUGUGGACUCUGCCUGCAUGGCUUAGUAGUAGAAGGAAACUUUUUUUUUUGUUUUGUUUUUUAUAAUUCAGUUUAAUCAAUAAACAUGUAUUUAUUGACUAUU